CAAGGCAGCCCUUUGAAUUGUUUCCAUGGCUACCGAGUCUGGAAUUCUCUAAACUCCUGCUGUCACCCCACUCUGAGGAGGAAGAAAUAGGAAUUGUUUGUUAUCAGCAAGUGGAGGCCAGGACAAAUUAUGUUUAGAGCACUUUCCCCCAGACACGGAUAGAAAGCUAGGGCCUAGAGUGUGUAAUUUGCUCUCUGAUUGUCCUAGGAGCUCCAGGACCUGCGCCAAGGGCUCGCUGGCCUAUCAGGAAAUUAUUUCAGUGCGUGAAUUGGCCAGUGAGGAGAAGCUUCUAAGGUGCAGGAGGCUGCCUGACCUGGUCUGUUAGGUUCCUCGCCCCCCCCCCACCUCAUCCCCAUUAGACGUGUGUGUUCUUUGUAAGUAGAUCCUAGAUCCCUGGCCUAGAAAGCAAAGUCACUGACAGUAGUAGCAGCAAGAGGACUUCAGGACAGUGGUGCUGGAUAUGGAGUCAGUGAGCUUUGAGGAUGUGGCUGUGAACUUCACCCAGGAGGAGUGGGCUUUGCUGGAUCCACCCCAGAAGAAGCUGUACAAGGAUGUGAUGCAGGAAACCUUGAAGAACCUGGCCUCUAUAGGAAAGAAGUUGGGCAAACAGAAGAUUGUAAAUGCGUAUGAAAAUCUCUGGAGAAAAUUAAGCAGCCAACUGGUAGAACAAUUCUGUGACUAUAAAGAAAGUCUUCAAUGUACAGAAAUCUUCAGCUGUACUCCAGAGCCUUCUGUGAACCUGAAAUCUUGUCCAGGACUUACUACAUUUUUAGGUGUGCCCCCGAACCAUAAGAUAGGACACAAACUUCAUGAGGACCAGGAAUAUGGACAGAAGUUGUAUAAACACAAGGAGUUUGAGGAUAACUCCAGGUCUCCUCUGUCCCGUAAGAUGCAUAAAAGUUCUCACCCUGGAGGGAAACCUUCUAAAAAUAAAGCCUGCAAAGAAGACCUAUGUAUCCGAUCUGGUCAAAAGAAUAAAGACCAUGACCAUGCAAAAAAAUCUUACACGUGUAAGCAAUGUGGGGAAGGUUUCACCCACCGCAUUCCCUUAAGAAGACAUGAAAAGAGUCACAGUGUUAAGAAGCCCUUCAUGUGUGAACUGUGUGGGAAAGGCUUUGCUCGGAUGGGUAACCUUUUGAGACAUAAGAUGAAUCCAAAUUGUGAGAAGGCUUUUCUGUGUAGUCACUGUGGAAAAACUUUUUCUCGAUCUGCUUGCCUUCGAAGACAUGCAAGAAUUCACAGUGGUGAGAAACCCUAUGUAUGUGAGCAGUGUGGGAAAACUUUCCUUCAUUCUGUUUACUUUCAAAUUCAUAGAAGAAGUCACACUGGAGAGAAACCGUAUGUGUGUAAGCAGUGUGGGAAAGCCUUCACUGCAUCUCGUUACCUUCAUAUACACGAACAAAAUCACGCUGGGGAAAAGCGUUAUGUGUGUAAGCAGUGUGGGAACGCCUUCUCAUUUUGGAAUCAGUUUCAGAAGCAUAAAGUAAUUCACAGUGGUGUGAAUCCCUUUGUUUGUAAGCAAUGCGGCAAAAACUUCACGUGUUCCGGUUCUCUAAAAACACACGAAAGAAUUCACACUGGUGAGAAGCCCUACGUGUGUAAGCACUGCGGGAAAGCUUUUGCUCAUUUUGGUAACCAUAAAAGACACGAGAGGAUUCACACUGGAUAGAGAGCCUCUGUAUGGAAGCCUUGUGGGAAAACUUUCAACGACUAUGACUCCUGCAUACUGGAGAGAAGACCUCUAAGUGUGAGCAGCACGGGAAGCCGUUUGCUUCUUCUUCCUCCAUUUUGGAACCACGGGUGGAAUCGCUCUGGAGAGAAACCCUAUCUGCGUUUGCAACAUGCGGAAGCUUUCCGUUGUGACAGUUGUCUCUGAAAACAGAAAACAAUUCUUACUGUAGCAAAAUCCCAUGAAUGUAAGCAACGUUGGAAAGCCUAUAGUCAUUUGUCUGAAGUUCGAGGAUGUGAAGGAAACCACACCAGCAAAAGACCCUGUGGGAGUAAGACAUGUGGGAGAGGCUGUUUGAGGUCAUCUCUUGUGACACUAAUUCACAGUAGAACAAUAAGGAUGUUUGUAAGUAAUGUGACAAUAUCUUCUCUUUAUAAGCUCUCACAGAAAUCAAACCACGAGAGAGUGAAACACCUUAUGCUACGGAAAUCUUAUUAGAGAAAAGUUAUUCUUUUGAAUCAAUAUAGCUUUUAGUACUAGAAGACCCUAUCAAAUACAUGGGAGCAGAUACUGGAGAAAACCCCUUUGAGGAAAAGCUGCAAGUAAUAUGAUAAUUCUUUUGAUUGUGGAGAAGAUGGGAAAUAGCUUACACAGGAGACAAACCUUAUGCACACAAUGUGGAAAACCACUAGUUCUUAGGGGGCCCUCAAAAGACAUUGUAGUAGUCGUUUUGGGGAGAAACCCUUCAUUUCUAAGGAAUCUUUGUUAUCCCAAGUUGUUUUAUAUCCCAAGUUGUUUUAUAGACAUGAAAGAACUCACUGAGGGUAGCCUAAAGUACAGAAUUGUGACGUCUCCGUUUUCACAUUGGUAGCACUUAGAAGAAUGUAUUGAAAGAACUCCUCACAUUGAAAAGUGUGUGGGAACAUUUCUUGGUUCAAUUAAAAAAAUUAAGAGAUAGCAAGGCUUGGGAAACAAGUUCAUUAAAGGAGAGAUUUGAUUUUAACCAGACAAUCUCACCCACUGAAGUCUACGUGCCCUCUUUCACUCUCUCUCUCUCUCUCUCUCUCUCUCUCUCUCUCUCUCUC
This is a messenger RNA of Mesocricetus auratus (golden hamster), 2754 nucleotides long. RefSeq names its product zinc finger protein 20-like. NCBI's taxonomy places the organism in Eukaryota, Metazoa, Chordata, Mammalia, Rodentia, Cricetidae. The coding region runs from base 461 to 1669 and encodes 402 amino acids. The transcript is spliced from 4 exons. Gene Ontology annotation, molecular function: DNA-binding transcription factor activity, RNA polymerase II-specific; RNA polymerase II transcription regulatory region sequence-specific DNA binding. Gene Ontology annotation, cellular component: nucleus. Gene Ontology annotation, biological process: regulation of transcription by RNA polymerase II. The record is from RefSeq and is a predicted model, not a curated record.